Corvus hawaiiensis (hawaiian crow) is the source of this 6127-nucleotide messenger RNA. RefSeq names its product cytochrome P450 2J6-like. NCBI's taxonomy places the organism in Eukaryota, Metazoa, Chordata, Aves, Passeriformes, Corvidae. Gene Ontology annotation, molecular function: heme binding; oxidoreductase activity, acting on paired donors, with incorporation or reduction of molecular oxygen, reduced flavin or flavoprotein as one donor, and incorporation of one atom of oxygen; iron ion binding. The transcript has 9 exons. The record is from RefSeq and is a predicted model, not a curated record. Gene Ontology annotation, cellular component: cytoplasm; intracellular membrane-bounded organelle. Gene Ontology annotation, biological process: arachidonate metabolic process; xenobiotic metabolic process. Bases 85 to 1557 code for a protein of 490 amino acids.
AAGAAGCAAGAUUACUUUUUCCCAGCUCCAGUACCUCUUUUUUGAUAGAGACAGCUAUAAAUCAGCUGAUAAAUCAGCUCAGAAAUGCUAACAAUAACUCAAAGUCUUAUAGGCCUGAUCAUUUUUUUAUUGAUUGUUGAGUUUUUCAGGUUGCGAAAAGCUUGCAAGCAAUUCCCUCCUGGACCAACUCCUCUCCCAUUGCUUGGAAACUUGGUGCACUUGAACUUUCAGUUUCAUCGGGAUCUUCUGAUGGAGCUGGCAAAAACUCAUGGUAACAUGUACACUCUGUGGUUUGGGUGGGUCCCAGUGGUUAUCCUGAACGGAUUUGAAGCAGUGAAGGAUGGUAUGACCACACACCCUGAAGAUGUUUCUGGGAGGCUGGUGUCACCUUUCUUCAGAGCAUUGGCCAAAGGAAAAGGUAUUAUCCUGGCAAGUGGUCGCUCCUGGAAGCAGCAGAGACGCUUUGGAAUAAUGACUCUACGCAAUUUGGGAAUGGGGAAAAAAGGCCUGGAGCACCGAGUGCAAGAGGAGGCCUCUCACUUGGUGGAGCUUUUUGUGAACCUAAAAGGAAGACCUGUGGAUCCUUCUUUCCCUCUUUUCCAUUCUAUUUCAAAUGUAAUUUGUGCUGUGGUUUUUGGAUAUCACUUCUCUGAUGAGGACAAAACCUUCCAUGAACUGAUCCGUGCUACAGAGCAAAUAUUCAGGUUUGCAGGCAGCUUUGUUCAUCAGAUGUACGAAAUCCUGCCCUGGCUGCUGUGUCGCCUCCCUGGGCCUCAUAAGAAGGUGUUGGCUUGCUAUGAUGUCCUGAGUUCUUUUGCAAGGAAGGAGAUCAGAAGACAUGUAGAGAGAGGGAUACCAGCUGAACCACAGGAUUUCAUUGACUUUUACCUGGCUGAGAUUGAGAAAUCUAAAGAGGGGGCCAAGCCCAAGUAUGAUGAAGAGAAUUUGGUGUAUGUCAUAAAUGAUCUUUUCCUUGGUGGAUCAGAGACCUCAAGCACUACACUGUACUGGGGAUUGCUCUAUAUGGUGGUGAACCCAGACAUCCAAGAGAAAGUGCAGAAGGAGCUGGAUGCUGUUCUGGGUCCUUCCCAGUUAAUUUGCUACGAGGAUCGGAGAAAACUGCCCUACACAAAUGCUGUGGUUCAUGAGAUCCAGCGCUUCAGCAACAUCGUCUUUGUUGGCAUGCCCAGGGUGUGUGUGAGGAACACAACACUGCUGGGAUUCCCUGUCAGAAAGGGCACCAUUGUUAUACCAAAUAUAGCAUCUGUUCUGUAUGACCCUGAGCAGUGGGAGACACCUCGACAGUUCAACCCUGGCCAUUUUCUGGAUAAAGAAGGAAAUUUCAUACCUCGAGAAGCUUUCUUACCAUUCUCAGCAGGGCACCGGGUGUGUUUGGGGGAGCACUUAGCAAGGACCGAGCUCUUCAUUUUCUUUGCCAGCCUGCUGCGGGCGUUCACCUUCCGGCUCCCCGAGGGUGUGAGCAAGAUCAGCACUGAGCCCGUUCUGGGGGGCACACUGCAGCCCCACCCCUACAGGGUUUGUGCCAUUCCACGCUAGGCUGCAGCAGUCACAGGCCAGCAUGAGACAGCUACCUUUACCUCCAGGAAUUUCCUCUCAAGUGUAUAAACCUCCUUCUGGCUAUUGAUAUUAGUCUAUCCCAGAGCUCUUCAGAAAGUGGAUGCAAGCCAAGAUCCAGACUAACAGUAUUUUUUUUUGGUCUGGUCUUCGUAAAAGUCACAGAUGUUCUCGCAGGGAUCUGGACCAUAUUCUCCUCUCUGAGAGCAGUUGAAGCCGGAUGCUGUGGUUCCCAGCUGAAGCCACGCUGUGUCCCCUUGUCCUAGCCAAGCACAAUCAUCCUCAUGCACAGUCCUGAGCAAACCUCAGGAAAAUUCAACAGAGUAUCUCAGCAAGAGCUGAGUAGGCGCCAUUUCUGUGAAUGGCCUGAUGACCUCAAGUAAUUUGACUUUGGAAAGCACAGUUUUAAAGCUCUGUUUUGGUUUUAUUGUCCUGAAUUUAGCCACUUGAAUUUGUCAACAAGUUGGAAAAAAACCAAACAACCAAACCAACACCCAAAUCCCAGGAAACACAUUAGAAUGCGUGUGCCUUCACAUGUGAAUUUGAUGUUAAGUAUCUCCCACAUACUUGGUAAAAAGUCAUUCUAAAGUUGAAGAAAGAAACUUAAAUUUGGUGUUUACUAUCGAUGUGUUAGUUAGUUUUUUAAUGUUUUUUUUAUUUUUAAUGAUGUAGAAUCACACCCAUUAUCAGUUCUGCUUGGAUGAGGCGUUGAAUGUGAGAUGAGAGAGUCACUUUGCCGGUGAGUUUCACUGCUAACUCCAUGACAGAGGAAUGUAGAGGCUUUGGAAUGCAGCCUCUAGGGGCUACCUGAACACUCACAUAUGCUCCAUUUUCUCUGUGCCCUUUACUUUUUUCAUUACAACCCAUACCGCACUUCCUGGUCUCCAUUCAAUUUCUUUCAGAUCUCCCUCGCCCUCUUUCAGUUCCUGCACCCACCUUCCCUUUAUCCAUAUGAACUCUAUUUCAGAAUUCAGCUUGAUAUGAUGACAUCAAGCUUCUCUCUCCUUUUUUUUUCUGUACAAGUAUUAGUAGAGGAAUCCAUGCUGAGCUGAAAACAGUCACCAGUGUGUUUUCAGGAGGAAGUUUGUAAAAUCUCAUUUACUUGUUCUUUAAGGCUCCAGAUUAUGGAAAGAAGAGCACAGUAACUAUGGAGGGCACACUAGAGGUGACUUAGUGUAAGAAAAGACAUAAAUGACAAUGUGAUGCAGGAAUUCGAAAAUAACUGUUACAGUGCUGCUCAUUGGCACGGAUUCAAUUUGAGAAGAGACUGUUUGAGCACACAGCUGGAGGUGACAGCCAAGCUUAGCUGUAACUCUGUUAAGGUGAAGUGCUAGAGAAUUCUUGUAUGCAAAUCACUUUUGAAAAGGAUUCAAAUGUUGGAGUUGAGUAGAGCUGCCUGUAAACUCUACUGUAAACUUAGCAUCAAAUUUGUAUUGAGGACCAAAAGCACUUUUAUGUUGGAAUAUAAAGUAUUUAUAAUUAAAUCAUGGUGGUGCAUCUGAACUUCCUGAAUUUAAAAUGGAGGAGAAUGUAACUACAGAAAAGUGAGACCUGACCAGAUCCUAGCAAGCCUUGUAGUGCUGGCAGUGCUCUGCUCCAGCACAACCCAGCACUGGCAGGCUUGCAGGGCUAGAAGGGAAAUUAGGGCAGCAAGGGCUUUCACAAAGCAAUAUCUGUAAUAAAUAAUCCAGCCUGUUACUUCACACAGCAUAUCAAAGAAUGUUCCAGGGCCUACACACUCCUGCUCAGCCUCCUUUCCAGCUUUAUCUGUGCUUCUCCUCCACCCUUGUUUGUUUUGGUUUUGGUUUUUGGGAGGGUUUAUUUGUUUGAUUUUUUGGUCUUUGGGGUUUUUUUUGUUUGUUUGUUUGUUUGAAAAAACCUUCCAUUUAAAUCCUAUCAAUAUUUGGUACAACUGCAGGUUACCUCUGAUCUGAUGUCUGUUGUCUAUGAAUUUUAAAAACAAAUCAUUCUUGCCUUGGCUGUCACAGGAUAUUGGUCCUCUGUGCUUGACUUUGGAGAGACUUUGUAGUGCCAUUUGUAGCUUUUAUCAAACCCUUACAAGUGAUGACUUCAUCUCUAACUAGGCAAGAAAUAGGAGAAAAAUUCCCUGGGAGGAAGAAAAAAAGAAAAAAGAAAAGAAAAAAAUCCUAACCUCCAACACCCUUCUACAGGUGGUGCCUCUCCUGUCUUUGCCCACUCCACUUGUCAUCUUGCCACUUCCUGAAGAGGCUUAAUCUUAAGACCUGUGUGAAGCUGGUUGUGCUCAAGGGCUGGAACAGUGAAUCCAUUGGGGCUGUGCUCAGUCCCAUUGAUAGAUGGCUUCCCUGUGACCAGGCAGGUCUCAGGAGUGGCAUGAGGUGGAAAGAACUCAUAAUGUGCUGCCACUCCAAGACCCCAGCCACCAGCCCCUACCAGGUGGUACAAAGAAGCACAUUUGUUUUUGAAGAGUCUACUGAAAAUUUGGCUGAAGAGCAGGAGACCCCCAGCUUUCCCUUUUGGAGACUGAGUUUCCAGACAGUCUUGCACAACAGUUUUGCUGUUCCUGAGCAGGGGAGCCAGUGUGGUGUGUGCAGCCUCCUUUAUAGAUUAGUCCAUGUGGGUCAAGUAGCCAAACUGGGCUAGUGACAUGGGUCUGGAAACUUACAGCACCAACUUUACACCCAUAUAUUUCAUAAAGAUUUGGAGAGGGAUGAUGGAGGAAGGCAAACAAACUCAGGUAAUCUGAUAAAAUUAACUUUGCUCUUCCUCCACUCCUUUGGGAAGCUUGGGAGGGCUUCCAGUGUGGAAAACAAUGCUGUUUCACCUCCUAGAGAAUUUUCAGUAACUCUUCAGUUGUAUACUUCCAGCUCCUGGAGAGACUGACCUCUGGCAGUGGAGAAAUUUGGAGGUUGUAGGGAAAGAGUUGAAGUGAUCCCAGGGCACUGGUAAGGGAUGACAGCAGACUUAUCGCUGGUGGGUUCAACUGAUUCCCUAGUCCCCUGGCCACAGUUCUUCCCAUUGCUUUCUGGCCCUUUCAAGUGCUCUUUUCCUUCCUGAUCUGUCAUCACUUGGCUGCCCACAGGUUCCAGCCUCAUGGCAGGUGUCUGCCUUACGCCAUCAAAGAGUUGCCAGGCUCAAAGGUACACACCCUGCUGCUGAUGGCUGCAGUGGUGUAACUUCUUUUAAUUGCUGUGAUUAACCCUCCACCCCAUCUUUUUCUUUAUUUUAUAACUAGUGCCUCAGGUCUCUGAGUUAAGGUAGAACUGUCAUCCAUAAUAAUAUGGUUUAGAAUGUUUUGAAAUCAGGUUGCAGGUUUCCAUUCCAGGGAAAGAUGUGCAACCACUGUGAUUCCUUAGGGUAAAAGUGAGUUCAUGUCACAGAACUGCAGUAGUGCUGCUUUGUUUCAUAUUUGCAGGAUAGCAGGAGUGUGUGAAUCCAGAAAGCCUAAAAUAGUUAAUUUUGAUGGAUAUGAAAGAGCUGCCUAGCAUUAUAUGGUGCUCAGCUCUGCUAAGUUACAGUUCAGGAAAGCACUGGCAAGUUGUCUGCCACCCAGAUCCUCUGCUAAUUUUUUUCUUGUGCUUUUCUUUCUCUUUCAUGGUGGGGCUUUCCUGGGUAGCAAUAUUAGUGCCACAGCCAUAAGCAGGCUAUACGCCAAACUCCAGGGAAGCUAUUUACCCUGGCAAAAGGAGAAAGCAGGCACUGGAGACAAAGACAGCCUUGUGUAAAAGUUUGUAGAUUCUGCAUCCAUCCAGAGAUUAAAAGCAUCAGCUGAUUUUUUCACUUCUGUUCAAAUAAGUUGUUUGGGAAACUGUUUUGUUUCAAAGAACCCGGCUAAACUGUCCGUGUGGAUGCUUCAUUGUACGACCCAGUGAAUCAAUGCUGUGUAGUGGGGGAAUCUGACAUCUAUGGGAUUACAUUUUCAAAACCAGAAAUUAUCUGUUGCACCAGUAUAUGUAUUUGGGGAAACUAUUUCUGUACUUUUGGGGAAGUCUAGAAACUCUUGGACAAACAGGAAGUGAAAGAACAGGAAAUUUUUGCUGUCUCUCCAGUGGAAGAUCUGGCAGGUGUCAAAUGCAACAAAAAGGGAGAUGGGUCAGAAGAGCCAGAGGGGGUUGCACUGCACAUGCUGUGUUGGUAAUCUGAGCCUCAUCAUGGGACUUGUACUAAACAUCUCUUUCUGUUCAAAAAGCAGUUGGAUAUAUCUUCAGCAGGAAAAUUACUUUAGGGUUGUUAAAUAACAAUACAGUGUUUGGCAUUUGUCCUGUUCUUACAAACUUUUCUAAGGUAUCUGCAAUCAUGUGCUGUCAGAAACAGGACAUGAGACUGGCUGAGUUUUCACCUGACACACCAUGGCUGUGUUUGAGUUCUGUAACAUUCAGAAUUAAAAUAGUUUCAUAUUAAUCUUCCUCUUGAACAUUUAUUGUCAUUAUUAUGUCACACUCUUAUAUUUUCCACUUGAAUAACUUCAUCUUACUUCAGACACUGCUCUGACCAAGUGCCUACUGAGACACAGCUUGGGAACCUAGAAAAAGAUGCCCAUCCGAGCAAUCGUAAUGUUGGAGUAUGAGCCAAA